Erpetoichthys calabaricus (reedfish) is the source of this 3348-nucleotide messenger RNA. RefSeq names its product zinc finger and BTB domain-containing protein 22-like. The record is from RefSeq and is a predicted model, not a curated record. The transcript is spliced from 4 exons. Gene Ontology annotation, biological process: regulation of transcription by RNA polymerase II. Bases 153 to 2168 code for a protein of 671 amino acids. NCBI's taxonomy places the organism in Eukaryota, Metazoa, Chordata, Cladistia, Polypteriformes, Polypteridae. Gene Ontology annotation, molecular function: protein binding; RNA polymerase II cis-regulatory region sequence-specific DNA binding; DNA-binding transcription factor activity, RNA polymerase II-specific.
UGUGGCAUAUCCCUUUAACGCCGUGACAAUGGGUGGACUGGUGCAGACGAAAAUGGUGGAGAUGGGUAUAAAUUGUUUAAAAUAAAAAAUAAUCUUUAAGCACAAGACAUUUAGAGCGCCCUUGUAUUUGUUUCCUAAAAGUGCUUCCCACCAUGCUGAUGAUGGAGCAAUCAUCCUCCAGCUGUAGUAGCACCAGUCAUUGUCAAACCACUCAACAUAAUAAAGGUGCCAAGGACCGAGGGCAGGCAAGCAGCAGCAGCAGUGGUGCAUUGGUACAUGUGGAAUUCCCUGAGGUGCCAGUGGCUUUGCUGGAUAGUCUAAAUCAGCAGAGACUAGAGGGUAAACUCUGUGACCUUUCUAUCCAUGUGCAGGGCCAAGUGUUCAGAGCUCAUAAAUGUGUCCUGGCAGCAUCCUCGCCAUACUUCCAUGACCAGGUUCUUCUGAAGAAUGUGAGCUCUGUGGUCCUGCCGUCAGUGAUGGAUCCAUUUGCCUUUGAAAGUGUAUUGAGUUCUGCUUACACAGGAAAGCUGACUAUGGUGACGGACGAAAUUGUGAACUACUUGACUGUAGGCAGCGUGCUGCAGAUGUGGCACGUUGUUGACAAGUGCUCAGAAUUGCUACGGGAAAGCCGGACAGUGGGGAGUGGUGCAAACAGCCAGAGUUCACACAGCAGUAGCACAGGCAGUGUAGACUCCUCUGGUAAUAGCCAUACCAGCAACCGGCUUGGCCAUUGCUCUAGCAGAGCCAGUGAAAAUCAGUCUCCGAGCAGCACCAAUUACUUUAGCCCCAGGGAGGCAGGCUCCAGUGGUUCUACCAAUGCAGGGAAUGGUGUCACCACUGGUGGCUGUAUGUCUGAUGGAACAACAGCAAGUGGGGGAACUGCAACUGUAUCCUUGGAUCGUGAUUCAGGACGCUAUGUACGUCCAGGAGAAGAAAAUUUCCUCGAUGAAGAAGAGAUAAUCUAUCAGCCUGUCAGCUCUAGAAAGAAAUCGGGGCGUAUAAUGCGGCGCCGAAAGAUGGAAGUGGAGGGACAAAGAGAACGGGAGGAAACGGACUUGAGUCUGGGGGAUGAAAAUGAUAUGGAGGACACAGUUAGUGAUAGUGGCAGCUGUUCAUUCAACGCUGGCACAGGACUAAAACGACCUGCAUACAUUCAGCCAAGUAUCAUGCCUCGGAAGCAAUGGGUCUUGGUAAAGAAAGAACGACCCCCCUUAGAGGACCUGCUUUUAACUUGCGAGGAUGAUGAAGACCCUGUGGAGAUUCGGAAUGGUUCUGGACCAGGGCCGGCAUUCAAUUUUGAAGCUGAAAGGGAACGUACUUUAAGUAUUUCAAAUGUAAGGACCCUAUCUGGGAUUGAUAUUCAGGAUCCACCCAAACCAACAUCAGGAAUGCAACAUAGAAGUACCAUGAUGGAUGAACAGGUAAACUUCUGUGAGUCUUCAGAGGAUUAUAUUCAAUUUGAGAGUGGCACAGGUAUGACUGGAGGUACAGCUUCAGGAAGCAACAGCAUGGAGGAUUUGAGUCAUCAUUUAGGAGGAGUUGGUGAAACCAAUAGUGAAACUGGUUCUGGCAGGAGCACAGGCCCUGGUAUCCAACUAAAUUCACAGCGAUCCUUGCUGCCGAUUGACAUGCAGGGUAAUCAGAUUGUUGUGUACCAUCAUGCACAGCUUGCUGUUAGCUCUGCAGUAGCAGGACUUCAGCUUGUAGGUGCAUCUUCCUCAGCCACGUCAUCUUCUUCUGGGGGCAACAAUGGAGUGCAAAGUGUAAACUCUGAGCAUGGUGCCGUUCAAGUCUCCCCACAUGCUUCAGACAGUGGUAAGAUUUUCAUGUGCCACUGCGGCAAGACUUUCACUCACAGAAGCAUGCGAGACAGGCAUGUAAACAUGCAUCUGAAUUUGCGUCCAUUUGACUGUCCUGUCUGCAGCAAAAAGUUCAAGAUGAAGCACCACCUAACUGAACACAUGAAGACUCACACUGGUCUUAAGCCAUACAACUGUGAUCUUUGUGGGAAAAAGUUCAUGUGGCGGGACAGUUUCAUGAGGCACAAGGCACACUGUGAACGCCGCAACAGCCUAGGUGUGGGUGUGACCCUGGGGACGGCAGCUGGGCCUGGUGGUACUGUGCUGGUAGUGUCGCCCCAUAGUAGCAGUGGCAGUAACGUGACAUAAUGGCAAUGAGGACGGCAGGAUGCUGAAGGACAUGGAAAUUGAAAGAAAGAGGCCAAACUAAAAAGCAGUACUCUUUAUAGCAUCGUUGUAGAAUAAAAAGAACAUGGUUGGUGAAGAUGACAAGUGUUUACAAUUAAAAAAUGGAAAAAGUGCUGAACAGAGAACAGUGGAAAUUAGGAACGUAUGAGUGGUCAUGUAAAAAUUGACAAGACCAGUUGACUUUUGCACAUCCUUGCCUUUGUAAAUAAUGUGUACAUUUCCUGUAAAUAUAUUGUAAAUAUCUAACUCCUAAAAGUAGUCUGAUCAGUAUCCGGUAGAAAAAUAAUACAGAGACCUCACAUAUCAUUCAGUGAUAUUUUAAUUGUUGGGUUGAAUCGAGUUUGGGUUUUGGCUGCUGAGAUCACCAAAAUCCUUAAAAAACAAAAAAGUUGCCUACAUUUAGUAGGGCUGGGUGAUAUGACUAAUACAAUCAUCCAUCCAUUUUUAACACUCUUGUCCAACUCAAAGUUCUGCGAAGCUGGAGCCUAAUCGGGCAGCAAUGACUACCAGGUAUGAAGCCAUCCCUUAUGGAAUGGCAGUCCAUUACAUUAAUGAUAAUUAACCCGAAACUAUUUUGCACAAUAUGGAUUUGAAUGCUUUAGCGAGUAUUUCAGUAAACAUCUGCAUGAUAGGCAUUCUUCAUUUUUGGCUUCAGAGCCUAAUGUGAAUCUACCAACAGAAUAUCAGUGGAUAUGAAAUGUAGAUGCCCUGUGUCUAUCAUCUGUGAUCUGAAGGAUUAGCAAUCAAAUUCAAGGACACUAUUCAUUUCAAAGCUCUGUUUUAAACUAAGUAGUAUGCACAAUCACUUGUAACUGAAGAUAUCAAAAAUUAAGCUGCUUAAAGUUUAGCACUUUUUGCAAAGACACAAAACCUUUAUUCCUCAAAAGUGGUUCCAGAGAAAUUGUCUUUCUGCAGUAAACAGACAUUUGCAUUGAACAUUUAUCAGCUAAUGACAUCAACGGUGGACACUAAAUACUGUAAAUAUCUGCUUUGGAAGCUGCAUACUUAGGACUAAAGUGCAAUAGAGCGUCUAAUUCUUAACAGGAAUGCAUGAUGCAGCCCGCCAGGCUGUCUGUAAUAGUUUAAUGCGAGCUGUGUUCAAAUUAAUAAACUUAGUGUUACUGUAUACUUGACCAUCUAA